Molecule: messenger RNA, 684 nt
Organism: Ixodes scapularis (black-legged tick)
Lineage: Eukaryota; Metazoa; Arthropoda; Arachnida; Ixodida; Ixodidae
Exons: 1
Coding region: 1-684 (227 amino acids)
Source: RefSeq, a predicted model, not a curated record
AUGUUAGUGGUUCUCGGUCCACUAGAAAAGAAGGUCGACGAGUUGGCCAGUGUAAAAAAAACUGUACAAGAAAUUGAAAGAAAGGUACAAAGAAUGUCAGACAGAUACGACGAGGCUAUGAAGAAACUAACCGUGCAGGAAGCAGAAAUGACCGAGAUCAAAACAAGAGUGAAAAAACUUGAAGAAACUAGCCCAGCUAACGAAGAAAUCAACAAAUUAAAGCAAGACCUUAACAACCUCGAGCAAUACGGCAGGUUAAACAAUAUCGAAGUCCACGGAAUUCUUGUCAGUGAACACGAGGACCUAAUUGAAAAACUGAGUUGUGUCGCGGACAAACUACAAGUAACGAGACUAAAGAAAGAGGACGUUGAAGCAGUGCACCGCGUUCCAUCGAGAAAGGGAAAAACACCCCCGAUAAUGAUUAGAUUCUUAAACCGGAGCACACGAGACGAAUGGCUAAAAAACAAGAAGAAACUGCGAUCCGAAGAUUCUAACGACAACAUCUACUUACAAGAAAACCUAACCGAAAUAAACAAAAAGCUUUUUUUUGAAGCUAGAGAAAAAGCUAAAUCACUGGGAUAUCGCUACACGUGGCACAGAGGGGGUUGCACCUAUGUAAGGAAACAGGACGGUGAUCGGGCGAUACGUAUCAAGACGCACAGUGAUAUCGAUAAAAUAAGAUAA